This is a messenger RNA of Pseudozyma hubeiensis SY62, 1446 nucleotides long. Its product is annotated as dienelactone hydrolase. Gene Ontology annotation, biological process: polyketide metabolic process. The record is from RefSeq and is a predicted model, not a curated record. NCBI's taxonomy places the organism in Eukaryota, Fungi, Basidiomycota, Ustilaginomycetes, Ustilaginales, Ustilaginaceae. The coding region runs from base 1 to 1446 and encodes 481 amino acids. The transcript has a single exon.
AUGUCGGACAAGAUACAAGUCAAGAUAUACGAAUCAGCCGUGGAUCCAGCUAGGAUUCCAGGUCGGGCACCAACUGUACUGCUGCUCGGUCCACUUCACGCAGGCACACAGGGCUUCGCAACCAACCUGUCCGAGGAAGGAUACCAAGUGGUCUUGGUCGAUAACACUCCAGCCUCUGCAUCGCUCACAGCGCUUCGAAGACGCCCUGCUACAGGAGAUGACAAGUACGUCUCUGACAACGACCUACGUGAGACGGAUGGCUGGUGCGUUGCCGUCAACCUCGUCAAGCUGAUCGACGUACACGUAUCGGGUGGUUGGAACAAGUACACUGCGCUCAUCGCUCUCGACGUAGAGCUGCAGGACGCUGAUGUUGUACGCUCGCUCCACGUUGAGACGUCGCAUCGUGGCGGUCUGUCCGCCGUCAUCAGCUACGGCUCACACCUCACCAGAAAUCAAGUGCUCGAGGCCGUCGAGCGAGUGGGAGACUACCCUUUGCUCUCACACCUGGCCGAGUCGGAAACAGACUUAGUCGAUGCUCUGGUGCAAGCAGCCAAGAAGGGCGACAUUCCUCAAGACUCGUUGCCCUUCCAUCCCGAGCUGGACGCUUUCAAGGCCUCGUUGGGUCCCGUCAAAGCCAAGCCAGUUUCCGUCUUCACGUACACCUCCAUCGGUAAGGACGAGGACGCCUCCGUCUGGGGAUGCGCGUUUCCCUUUUCGCACCAUUCCAAGGACUUUGCCUUCCCACACGACUCGAGCAUCGGCGACGCCCAUCGGAGUGCAGCAGCCAUGAGCUAUUCUCGCACCGUGGCUUUGCUGAAAUCGACUAUGGGCCCCCGCUUCCCGCUCGAGCAGCUCUGGGACCAACACACAUAUUUCGAGUUCGCAACACGCGAUGCUGCAAAGACAAUGUCCACCAUGGUUGCGCAGCCAUACGUCAACCACGUCGCCUGCCUCACCGGCGGUGCAGGCUUCACCCAGCUCGCUCGAUUCUACCAGCAUCACUUCACAUCGGUCUCGCCACCGGACACGGCCCUCGUACCCAUCUCUCGUACCAUCGGAGCAGAUCGCAUCAUCGACGAGAUGGUGUUCAGCUGCACCCACACGACGAUGAUCGAUUACUUCUUGCCGGGCGUUCCGCCGACAGGUCGAAAGCUGCGAAUUCCCAUGGUAGGGAUCGUCAACCUUCGCGGCGACAAGCUCGCCUACGAGAGUCUGUAUUGGGACCAGUCGAACGCACUGGUCCAGUUGGGGUUGUUGGAUCCGGUCAAGAGCUCGACGGACCCGAAAGUGAGACUGCCGAUAGCCGGCGAUGAGGUGGCACAGAAGAUUCUGCAUCCCUACGGCGUGCCUUCGAACGAGUUGAUGCCGAAUUGGCCAGAGAGCGAGUCGAAGGGCGUUCCUGGGAUCUCCGCCAAUGGGACCUCAUCCGAUGCCGAGUCAGGGUGA